AUGCCUCCAGUGUUAUCUGCUCAUAACUUUUGUGUUUCCCCUUCAGAGAUAGUGUACGCACUGGAGAAGCUGGGCACGAAGGUGCAAUUGCCACAAAAAAUGAAAUCGGACCCAAGCGCAAGGAGGUCAAAUGUCCUCUACGAAUUCCAUCAGGAAAGAGGACACAAGACCGAAGAUUACAUAGGCCUGCAGCAAGAGGUGGUCAGGAUGUUGAACCAGGGAUACCUAAAGGAACUGCUCAGCGAUAAAGGAAGGGCCAACUUCGCCAGAGGAUGUGACCCGUCUCAAGGACCUCCAAAACCACCAUCGUCGGCACGUACCAUACAUAUGAUCAUCGGCGGCAGCGAUGAUUCGGUAAUCAACCACGUGAAGUUCACCACCACGCAUAAACUCAAACGGACGGUCGCUCACGAACGGUAUGAUGACUUCGAAGAUAGUAUCAUCUUCGGAAAAUCAGAUGCCGACAGUUUGUCUUUCCCUCAUUAUGAUGCUUUAGUCAUAACAUUACGCAUCGCUGAUACAGAUGUAAAAAGAAUUAUGGUAGACGACGGAAGUGGCGCGUGUAUUAUCCACCCGAGAGUUCUCGUGCAAAUGAGGCUCGAGGAUAAAAUAAUACCGCGUUGCAUAACACCAACGAGUUUUAACAAUGCAGUAGAGCGGACAUCCAGGGAAAUAGUGCUGCCCGUCCUCGCUGGGGGAGUCACGUUGGAAACCAUAUUCCACGUUAUGAACCAGGAAACAGCCUAUAAUGCCAUCAUAGGAUGCCCAUGGAUACACACCAUGCGAGCCGUCCCCUCAAGCUUUUAUCAAGUGAUCAAAUUUCCCACCUCUUGGGGAAUAUUCAACAUUCAAGGCGAAUAG
Nicotiana tabacum (common tobacco) is the source of this 861-nucleotide messenger RNA. RefSeq lists its product as uncharacterized. The record is from RefSeq and is a predicted model, not a curated record. NCBI's taxonomy places the organism in Eukaryota, Viridiplantae, Streptophyta, Magnoliopsida, Solanales, Solanaceae.